Messenger RNA from Cercopithifilaria johnstoni, 1217 nucleotides. The record is from the annotation of a GenBank genome assembly. Lineage: Eukaryota; Metazoa; Nematoda; Chromadorea; Rhabditida; Onchocercidae.
UAAGUCGAGAAGAUUCUGGAGAUCGUAUGAUACAUGGAACAUUUGCAUUUGGUUCAUCAACACCACGUAUUUUAUCACAUUUAUACGAUACAGCAAGAGAUUAUUGUAAUGGUAGUAGAAUUAAUGCACAAGUUGGCCGACGAUCCUACACAACACCAACCUUUCCAACAUCACGCUCCAAGACAACAAGAACAUCAACGAAUGUUCAAAUGAAACGAACCGAUGAAGUGAUCCAAAAGCCAAGUGAUAUGGUAACCAGUAAGAGUACACGUCGAAUAUUGUCAACAAAUUAUCAACCGAAGGAAGGAAGUGAGGAAUUCAUGAAUUCUGUGAAAAAGAAGUUGGAAGCACAGAAUGAUAAGGUCAAAUCGAUGAAAAAGGUUGCCGCUAAAGAGAAGCAAUCGAAAAACAAAAAAAUUGAUGGAAGCAAAAUUUCGGUUGAAAAGAAAUUUGCUAAAACUGACUUACCGGAAGCGUUAAAGAAAUCAUCUUCAAUAUCUGCCAAGGAACCAAAAUCAGCAAGAACAUUAGCUGAGGAAAAACAAUUAUUGAUUGCUGCUAAUACAGUUGAUAAUGAGGCAAGAUUACUUUCGACAGGAUUGACAUCGACAGAGAAGAUUGUAGCAAAAAAAGUUGAAGAAAAUAAUAGCACUACAAAAGCGUCAGAAGAAAGUGAAACUAUUAAGAUUCUGCGUGAGGAAGAAUCAGAAGGACGGAAAAUUGAUGUAAACAAUCAGUCAAAAUCAACUGGGUACGAUAAUUUAACGGAUACAUUUUCAAUCAUUUCCAAAACGAAUCACAAUGAAACGGAUGCAAAAUCAAAUUUUGAACACAAAAAUGAAACAGAAGGAGAAUUUUCCAUUAAUUCAGAAUCCAAAAAACAUGAACCAUCUUCGUUUACUGCUCCUAUAGCUCCAACCAUUAAUUCUGAUACUUCACUUACAAAACUAUCAGUAUCAACUGCUGACAAAACAUUUAGCCUUCGUAAUGAUAAUAGCAAACUGAAAAAUGAGAAUAGUCGAGAAAAUUCUGUAGAUGAGAUUAAGGGUGGUGAAACGAAAACUUCAGUCAGUUCGGGAUUGGAGUGUGAUAAGUUACCGGAAAGAAGAGAAUUGAUUCCGGAAAAUUUGCAUCAACCACAAGGAAAUAAUUCUGCAGCAUUCAACAUGCAGUCUCAGCAUGAAAAUGGUGAGCAUGAAAAUAAUUCACAAUCAUAG